CAAUAGGAGAGCAGUUAGGAGGCUGUCUUUGAACUGUCAUCUUCUAGUAGGUUCGAGAAGACGCGUGGAGAGGCCGGAGACGGAGAGCAGCUAUGGAGACGGUAAGCGGCCAGGGUCCGACGAAUAGGGGCGGUCAGUGGGGAGUAAUUCACUCAGGGGGUAACUGACACCUGGCUAGCUGGCUGUGCUGCUGUAAUGGCGGUGUCUGACCUGGGGGCAGUUACUGGGGUCACUGGGGCAGGAGCUGAUCUGUCAUCCCUGAUACAGCGACCUCCUGCUCGCAGUGGUGAUGGUUGUUGCCCUCUCUACUUACAGUGGUGAUGGUUGCCUCUCUACUUACAGUGGUGAUGGUUGCCCUCUCUACUUACAGUGGUGAUGGUUGUUGCCCUCUCUACUUACAGUGGUGAUGGUGGUUGCCCUCUCUACUUACAGUGGUGAUGGUUGCCCUCUCUACUUACAGUGGUGAUGGUUGUUGCCCUCUCUACUUACAGUGGUGAUGGUUGUUGCCCUCUCUACUUACAGUGGUGAUGGUUGUUGCCCUCUCUACUUACAGUGGUGAUGGUUGCCCUCUCUACUUACAGUGGUGAUGGUUGCCUCUCUACUUACAGUGGUGAUGGUUGUUGCCCUCUCUACUUACAGUGGUGAUGGUUGUUGCCCUCUCUACUUACAGUGGUGAUGGUUGUUGCCCUCUCUACUUACAGUGGUGAUGGUUGUUGCCCUCUCUACUUACAGUGGUGAUGGUUGCCCUCUCUACUUACAGUGGUGAUGGUUGCCCUCUCUACUUACAGUGGUGAUGGGUGCCCUCUCUACUUACAGUGGUGAUGGUGGUUGCCCUCUCUACUUACAGUGGUGAUGGUGGUUGCCCUCUCUACUUACAGUGGUGAUGGUUGCCUCUCUACUUACAGUGGUGAUGGUUGCCUCUCUACUUACAGUGGUGAUGGUUGCCUCUCUACUUACAGUGGUGAUGGUUGCCUCUCUACUUACAGUGGUGAUGGUUGCCCUCUCUACUUACAGUGGUGAUGGUUGUUGCCCUCUCUACUUACAGUGGUGAUGGUUGUUGCCCUCUCUACUUACAGUGGUGAUGGUUGUUGCCCUCUCUACUUACAGUGGUGAUGGUUGUUGCCCUCUCUACUUACAGUGGUGAUGGUUGCCCUCUCUACUUACAGUGGUGAGUGGUGAUGGUUGCCCUCUCUACUUACAGUGGUGAUGGUUGUUGCCCUCUCUACUUACAGUGGUGAUGGUUGUUGCCCUCUCUACUUACAGUGGUGAUGGUUGUUGCCCUCUCUACUUACAGUGGUGAUGGUUGUUGCCCUCUCUACUUACAGUGGUGAUGGUUGCCUCUCUAUUUACAGUGGUGAUGGUUGCCCUCUCUACUUACAGUGGUGAUGGUUGCCCUCUCUAUUUACAGUGGUGAUGGUUGCCCUCUCUACUUACAGUGGUGAUGGUUGCCCUCUCUACUUACAGUGGUGAUGGUGGUUGCCCUCUCUACUUACAGUGGUGAUGGUGGUUGCCCUCUCUACUUACAGUGGUGAUGGUGGUUGCCCUCUCUACUUACAGUGGUGAUGGUUGUUGCCCUCUCUACUUACAGUGGUGAUGGUUGUUGCCCUCUCUACUUACAGUGGUGAUGGUGGUUGCCCUCUCUAAUUACAGUGGUCAUGGUGGUUGCCCUCUCUACUUACAGUGGUGAUGGUUGCCCACACUGUUCGCAGUGGUGAUGGUUGGCCUGGGCUCCCUGUAUAUUUACAUGCAGCACCUAUGAUGCUAAGCCAGCCCUGACAGCCAAGGAUUGUUUCUACAGCUCACAUCCUGCCCUUCUCAUUUUAUCAAGCACCCUGACUCCUAUACUAUGGGCAAUAUCUAGCCUGUUGGUUUGUUUGCUGCUUUUUUUAAAAAAAUUUUUAAUUUUUUAUCCUUUUGUAUUUUGUUUUAGGAGAAAAAAAAAGUUAUUUCUCAUAAGAGUUUGUGGUAGAGGCACCAUACAUGUUUGGUAAAGCAAUCCAAUUUUAUUAAUCUAGCUGUAAGCUGAAUUGUUACCUGUCAAGAAAGUUUUAUGUUGUCCCAUGAGGUGCCAUUAUUUUCUCUCCCAAAAGCAGGGGUUCCUGUUGGUACUUACUAUUUAACCUACUUGAAGCCAGUGACUUGCUGCUUCUUAUAGAUCAGAGAUAGCCAACAGAUAUACCUCUGCUGUUAUAGAACUACAACUCCCCUGGUGCUUUGCCAAGCUUUAAAUUGAGGGACUCUCUUUUGACUGUCGUUGUUACAGAUACCAUAUAGAGACUGGGCAUCUUUCUAUGUUUAGCAAUCCCCAAACUUUAUAGUACUGCAACAGAUUGCCUUUCAUACUGGUAUUCUGAUCUUUACCUCAUUCUGGACCAGUGUUAGAAAUAUUCUUCGUUGCUGAGACUUCUUUGAUGUCUUCAGUUAUGAAAGGGGCACCGUAAGCAUUAAAUGUCAAAUCUAGGCUAGGAAAAUUGGAGGUAGCUCAGUUGGUAAAUUCCCAAAUUACAAAGCCUGUUGAAAAAUGCAGGGCCAACUCAGCCCUUCAUCCUUCCGAGAUCGAUAAAAUGAGUGAUAAUAACAUCUAUUACUAUUCAGCUGCCGAUUUGGUAAAUUCUCAGAGCGUGCGCUGAAAAGCGCUCUGAGUCCCAUUGGGAGAAAGGCGCUAUAUAAAUAGUAGUAGUUAUUAUUGUUAUUAUUAUUAUUAUUAUAUUUAGCCAAUUGCUGUUAGUCUUUCAAGUCUGACCAAUGUCUGCCAAACUUAUGCAGAACUUUUACAAUAGUCAGCAGAUUCUGCUCAAAAGCUUUCUCUCCUGCAGGGCCAGUGCUAUCCAAGCGCCAGCCCUGCUAAGUGCCUUCACGGACUGGAGGGGAGAUCAGAGAUCUCCCUCACCGGUCCGCAGGCACAUUGCUGGCAGCCGGCACAGGAGGGAGAGGAGAGCAGGGAGCUCUGCCUCUUACCUCCAGCUCCGCCGGGUCUCCUCUUGAAGGGCACGUAGAGCUUUGUCGCGGUUACCAUGGCAACGCUCCAUUCUCGCGAGAGUGAACUCUAGCCCAGGAGCUGCAGGCUAGAGUUCGCUCCCCACUAGAACCACCAGGGAUUCACCACGAGGACCACCAGGGAUUGGAAGUAAUAUCCCCCCUCCCUGGGCAAAGGUAAGAAGGAAGAAGGAUGUAAAGAAUAUUUUUUUUUUAUUAUUAUUUUUUAUUUUUUAUUAAAAAAACAAAACAUUUGUUUCACUCUGCCCCCUCCAACUACACACACACACACACUGCCCCUAUAGCCCUCCAUACACACACUUCCCCCACUGUACCCCCAUACACACAGUGCUGCCCAUACAAACACUACACCCCUAUACACACAGUGCUCCCACACACACACACUGCACCCCCAUACACGCACUGCCCCCACCCUCAUACACAUAGUGCUUCCACUGCACCCCACAUAUACACAGUGCUCCUACUGCACCCCCAUACACACUGCCUCCAAUACCCACCCUGCAUCCCUCACACACUCAGUGCCUCCCAUACACAGACACACACACUACUAGAGGCCCUAUCCCCUACUACAGCCCCUAUCCUGGCAGACCCCAGGUGAAUUGUCAAACUGUUCUUAAGCAGUUUGACUAUUUACUCUGGGAGGGCGUCACGGCACUCCUGGCACCAUAACCACUACAAAAAACUGUGACUAAGGAGGCUUCCAUGUUUUGAUAUCAUGUAUGUGCUGUCAUAAGGUGGACAUAACACUUUCCUUUUCGAGGGAAGGGUUUUCGGUUUGAGUCCGUGAAAAAACACUGGUAGUGGUUAUUGUGCGUAGAUUGUUUCUUUAAAUAAUCUAUGAGUGCACCUCCUGAGAUAAGACUGGAUCCGCCAGUGAGCAAGCUGUAGUGAUUAUGAUGCCUAGAAUGCUCUUAAAGUGUUAGAGACAAAAGGCCUUUUUAAAGGACCACUGUUGUCACCCUGACCCACUUCAUCUCAAUGAAGUGGUCUGGGUGCAGUGGCCCUGUCAGUUUAAAGAGAAACUAUAGGAUAGAAAUACAAAAUUGUAUUACUAGCCUAUAGAACCCCCCUCACCUGAGCUCCCACUGCUGCGCGGAAAUGGUUAAAAACCAUUUCGACACUUACAUGAAUCCAGCGCCAAUGUCCCUCCGCGCUGGGUCAGGAUCCACCUUCACUCCUCCCCUGACGCUGGCCUUCUACGUCUAGGAGCUAGUGUGCAAUCAAUGCUUUGCUAUGGAUUUUAGCUGAUGCUAGAUGUCCUCAUGCGACCAAAAGUCGCCUAACAACCUGGAAGAGCCUUUAGUGGCUGUCUGGUAAACAGCAACUAGAGGUGGCGUUAACCCUGCAAGCUAACUAUUGCAGUUUCUCAAUAACUGCUAUUAUUAUUAUUAUUUUAUUAUAUGGUUAAACUGACUGGGACAGUGCACCCAGACCACUUCUAUAAGCUGAAGUGGUCUGGGUGCCUAUAGUGUUCCUUUAAGUCAGCAAUAUAAAAUGCUUGUGCUGUGUUUGCUAUGGUAAUUCCCUAGCCGGUGCUGCUAGCACAGUUUACGGAGUGCUUGACAUUACUUUGACAUUAAAUGCAACAAAGCCAGCAUUUUGGUGUCCUGGAGGGGAUCUGUCUUGCUUGGGGAAUCAUCCCCAAGCAGGGCAAACCAGUAAACACAGUGGGAUAAAUGGGACAGAGUGUUCUAGAAGUUUCACACAACUCUAAAGGAGAUUGUGCAGGGGGAGCGGAGGCUCAGGUAAGUGCCUGGAAAUUUCCUAUUAAACCCUGUGUUGCACUAAAUUAAUAUUCAUAAGGCAAAAUUGAGGCUAAAAUAACUAAGCUGUGGCUAUAACGGAGAUUGGAGAAUAUUUCCAUAUCUGCUGCUUUUGUCUCAAUUAUGCCUUUUAGAUUUUAGCUCACCGCAUUCAGAGUUGAGUGAUGUCUGAUGUCAUCUGGAUCUUAGAACAUGUCUGCCCAGUUGAAUUCCAUGUAAAUUUAAUAAGUCGUGCAGAGUGCUUUUUCCCUCCCAUCUGUGUUAAUGCGAAAUGCAUGCAAUUCAGGUCUCUGCUAGGCUUUAAACCUUCUUGGGAUGUUAUUUGUUUGUGUUAAUAAACCCUUUACAGCAUGUCGGGUUGUUCAAUCUGAUUAACCCAUUGAACCUAGUGAGUAGUGUAAUGUGUUGAACAGCAAAUAUUGCUCAUUCUUGUAAAUUCUUUGUUUUGAUCAUUUGUCAUGCUGCAGAAUAAUGAUCAUUCUCUAAUUUAUUUGUUUAUCAUUUAUUUUACACACACAUUUCACGGUGCCAGGAGGACAGUUGUUGGUUAAAAUAUACUGCCUUUCUGCUUUUCUCCCUCCAUCCUACGCUAACCAGAGUGAGUCAGUGUGGGGGUGGUAAUUGUGCAGCUCUCUGGAGAGAAAGGGGUUAAGUGACACACCAGGGGGCUUUGAAAAGAUAGGGGUUUAUGCAAAGAUUGUAUGAACCUCUUCUGAUGUUAUUUUGUCAUGCUUUUCAAACAUAAUACAAGAUUAUUUGUACACUUGUCCUCUAUUGUUUGUAUAUUUUCAUAUAUAUUUAUUUUAUUUUUUUGUCUUUAACCCCAGGCAAACGAGUUAAAGGAAAAAGGCAACAAAGCUCUCUCAGAAGGCAAUCUGGAUGAGGCAGUGAGAUGUUACUCUGAAGCCAUCAAAUUAGACCCCAAAAACCAUGUCUUAUUUAGCAACCGGUCUGCAGCCUAUGCCAAAAAGAGAGAAUAUGCCAAAGCAUUGGAGGAUGGCUGUAAAACAGUGGAGCUCAAACCUGACUGGGGAAAGGUGAGAUCAGACACACUCGUGGUCAUUUUAGUCAAGAACCCCAUAUCCGUGAAUGCAUUUUUGGAUCCUUUAAAUAUAACUGAAUAUAGUGAUCCAGAAGAACAGAUCUAAAAGUUGUCACCCUAUUUUAAGCACCACUAUUUUUUAUUAUUAUUAUUAUUAUUUAUUUAUAUAGCGCCAAAAGAUUCCGUAGUACUUUACAAUAUUCUAAGAGGGGGGAUUUAACUAUAAAUCGGACAAUUACAAGAAAACUUACAGGAACGAUAGGUUGAUGAGGACCCUGCUCAAACGAGCUUACAGUCUUUAGGACUACAGCAUAUUGUGAUUAUGGUUAAAGGAUUCUGCGUGUAGUCCCCUUGUUGGGGGUGGUGUUUAUAACUUUUUGAACAGUAUUAAAAAAAGGAUUCUCCUGGCACACUAGCUUGAUAAACUGGCUUUAUGAAUUCAUUUACUGUCUUCCUGCAGGGCUAUUCACGCAAAGCUGCAGCACUGGAAUUUCUAAAUCGCUUUGAAGAAGCCAAGAAAACUUAUCAAGAGGGAUUGCAGCAUGAACCCACAAAUCCUCAGCUGAAAGAGGGACUGCAGAACAUGGAGGCCCGGCUUGCAGGUAUACUUACCUAGCCUCCAAUACAAAAAAUAGUAAUCAUUUUAUUUACUGCUUUUUUUUAUUUUGUGUGCCUGAUCUUUAUUCUCUCCUUCUUCUUCUUUACCUUGCUUUUCUCAGAGAGAAAAUUCAUGAAUCCUUUUAAUUCGCCUAACCUGUUCCAAAAACUGGAGUCUGACCCCCGUACUCGUGCUCUGCUCAGUGACCCAAGUUAUAAAGAUCUGAUAGAACAGUUGAGGAACAAGCCAAGCGACCUUGGCACGUGAGUAAAAUUGUAGGCUAAUCAAAGCGUCUUUACUGUGUAUAAGCCAGGUUUUAACACCUUAAGGACCAAACUUCUUGAAUAAAAAUGAAUCCUGACAUGUCACACAUGUCAUGUGUCCUUAAGAGGUUAAAGCUUACACUCACUUACUGGCCAUGGGUCAGAUGAACACCUGACAAUUCUGCCUUAGAUUAGGGAUCCCAACACUACAUGGAGUGGAUUUGUGCGUUACUCCCUGUUCAUUAGGGGAAUAAUUGCAUGGACAAUGCCACCAUUCAUGCAUUAUGAAAUUCUAAAGCCAUGAUAUGUCUUUGUGACUAAGGAGGCUUCCAUGUUUUGAUAUCAUGUAUGUGCUGUCAUAAGGUGGACAUAACACUUUCCUUUUCGAGGGAAGGGUUUUGGGUUUGACUCUGUGAAAAAACACUAGACAACCUCAGUUCUGUAUGAGGAUGUCAAGCAUCAGAGAAAACUCCAUAGGAAUUCAUUGAGGCAAUGGUUUCCUAUGGGGAAGGCAUUAUGUACACAUGGCACUCCCCAUGCAUGAUAAUUAGGUCCCCCAUCAGAUUACAUCCACCUUUGCGCUUGACCUCGGCACUUGAAUUGGGUAAGUGCUGCUUUAUGUAUACAUUAUUAUUGCCAGAACUGGGGGGUGGGGGGGAUGGUUGCAUUUUUGUGUAUUUAUUUUAUAAACUAUGAGGAUUUGUCACAUCAAAUGAAAGCCCUUUUUGUCCUUUAAAAAAAAUAAAAAUAAGGUAUAGAAUAUGUGUUGGCGCAGUAAAUGAGAGAUUGACACAGAGCAAAACUUGCUUUGGUCCUUAAAUUAAAAAAAGCAAAUUAAGCUGUUAAGCUGGCUCCUUAAGUAAUGUAGGCCAAAGUAGUCAAACUAGAAGCAUAGCAGACUAGGAGAAUUUUUCCAGUUUGGCUAUUUUGACCUUAAAAUUGGAAUUACUUUGCAUUCUGGACAAUUCUCACUUUACUGAAUAACUACAUAAAUUUUAACUGUAAAACAAACUGAAAGAACUCCACCUGGAAGUAUUAUUCCACAGCUCUUUCACCUAUUUACCUGUCAUGAGAUCAGGCAUCUUCCCACAUGUUGUACAAUAGAAGCUUUAUUGAAACUAAAUUGCAUCAAGGAAUAAAUAUUUGCAACUGCGGUAGUCUAAGCACAAUUAAAACCACAUGUUGAUAUGUAGGGUUUAUGCUGCUAGCAAGCUCAGGGCACCAUUUAAACGGCUUGGCCCAGAACUUGGGGACAGAACCCACAGCCUGCUGGAACCAAAAUCACUGCAAGAGCAUCAUUUAUAGUACUUUGACUACUCCUCCUUUAGAGAGCAACCAUUACUUUUAUUGGUAGCCAUUCCUAUUUUACUUAGUGGAAGUAAGGGGACACUUUUGCUGCAUUUUUCUGAAUAGAUGCCAGAGUCUCCUGAGAUCCCCUGCAUGUGGGACAUUUUUCAAGACUUGACAUUUGCAUCAGAUUUUGGCCUGUGCAUGAAAGCCCUUGUGAUUUAUGCAGGUGGAAAAUAAGAUUUAGAAAUAAGUUAACAGCUCCUCGUCAGAAUCUCUGUAUACAUUUAUGUAUGCAAAUUCUGUGUAUAGUUUGAUGUCUUACUUUCCAUUCUCUAGAAAGCUACAAGAUCCUAGAGUGAUGACCACAUUAAGUGUGCUUUUGGGGGUAGACCUUGGAAGUGUUGAUGAGGAAGAGGAGGAGACUCCUGCACCCCCUCCUCCCCAACCUAAAAAAGAAACAAAACCUGAGCCAAUGGAGGAAGAUCUACCUGAAAACAAGAAGCAGGUGAGUAAUCCUUUUUGAACCCAUGGAGUCACAGAAUCUGAAUUUUGAACCUGUAACUGUACAUUAAUAGUGCCUUCGUCCACUUAAAGCAGAUAUGCUACUUUCAAUAUUUUCAUAAAUAUAUUUUAUUUAUUAAAUAAUAAUCAAGACUGUUAAAUUUUCACAUGUAAUUCUAAGGCAAUCCAGAGGGAUCAUAAGACAAAGUAGGGACUGCUUUCUCUUAUUAAAAAAAGCCUGAGGUUGACAAAAGGUGGCGCUCUGGCAUUAAAGAUCCAUUUUAACUACCAGUCAUGUCAUGCUUAUUACUGGAAUCCGAUGGUAGAUAGACUAGGAAGCAAUGCAUUAUUGUUGAAGAUCCCACAUUUCAAGUAAUGUGUCCAUAGAAGAUGUAUCAAUGUGUGUAGAAGCAGUUUUUCAGCUGUAAGGAAAAUGGAGGGGGGGUGCAGUGGUGGCUUUAAUUGGCAAAUGGUUAUAUGGUAUGUUCUGGUUGUACCAGCCCCUCAGAUAAUGCUGCCUUCUGCUUGCAGGCCGUGAAAGAGAAGGAACUAGGGAAUGAAGCUUACAAGAAGAAAGACUUUGAAACUGCACUGAAGCACUAUGCACAAGCCAAGGAACUGGAUCCAACCAACAUGACCUAUAUUACCAACCAGGCCGGUAAGUGUGUCUGUCAUAAGCACCUAUGAAAACGUGUUGGUUUAGUCACUUAAUGAAGAACUUCAGUAUCCUGACAAAUUAAGGUCAAAACUGUAACUUUGUAAAAUUCCAACUCAAGUAGAGUUUAGGAUUUUUUUUCCCCUCCAUGUUGGUUGUCUACUGUCCCAUAGUCUGCAUACCCAGAGUUGUUUUAGGAUAUGCAGCAUGAAUGCUUUGUAUACUGUAAUUUGUCACCAAUUCUGAUUUCUUUAUUUUUUAUUUUCCAGCUGUAUACUUUGAACAGGGAAAUUACGAUAAGUGCAGAGAAUUGUGUGAAACAGCCAUUGAAGUAGGAAGAGAAAAUCGAGAGGAUUACCGGCAAAUAGCAAAGUGAGUGUGUAUGCGCAACAGCUUACCCAUCACUUAAAAAGAGACUAUAGGCACCAAAACAACUUUAGCUUAAUUAAACUGUUGCAGUGUAUAGAUCAUGCCCCUGCAGUCUCAUUGCUCAAUUGUUUGCCAUCUAGGAGUUAAAUUAUUUUUGUCUGUUUAUGCAGCCCUAGGUUAUGACGGACACAGCCUGCAUGAAAAAAUGGCUUCAUUUUCAAUCAGAUAUUAACUUUAGAAACUUUCACCUCCUGCUCUGUAAAUUGAAUUGGAAUCACACUGCAGGGUCUGUAAGGCUAUUAACAAAACAGGAUAUAGGAAAUUCUAAAUUAAACAGACUUUGCAAUAAAGGAAGAGUAAACAUUAUAUGACUCUUUACUGUUAGUGUUUUAGGAAGGCUAUGUGAGUCACAUGCAGGGAGGUGUGACAAGGGUUCCAUAAACAAAAUGAUUUAACUCCUAAAUGGCAGAGAACUGGGGAAUGAGACUGCAGGGGCAUAAUCUAUACACCAAAACAAUUUCUUUAAGCUAAAGUCGUUUUUGUGCUUAUAGUGUCCCUUUUAAUUUUAAUAUUGCAUCAUUGGUUGAUUUAUUGCCUUGCAAUGUGUAUAACAGGGCUUGACAAAUUUGAUUGGACUCAAGGAGUCAGCUAUAAAAAUUAGGAGCCAGAGAAAUAAAUGUCAAAAAUACAAUUGUUAAAGGGACACUAUAGACACCAGAACCACUACAGCUUAAAAGAACACUAUAGUCACCUAAAUUACUUUAGCUAAAUAAAGCAGUUUUAGUGUAUAGAUCAUUCCCCUGCAAUUUCACUGCUCAAUUCACUGUCAUUUAGGAGUUAAAUCACUUUGUUUCUGUUUAUGCAGCCCUAGCCACACCUCCCCUUGCUAUGAUUUGACAGAGCCUGCAUGAAAAAAAAAAAACUGGUUUCACUUUCAAACAGAUGUAAUUUACCUUAAAUAAUUGUAUCUCCAUCUCUAAAUUGAACUUUAAUCACACACAGGAGGCUCUUGCAGGGUCUAGCAAGCUAUUAACACAGCAGGGGAUAAGAAAAUCUUAAUUAAACAGAACUUGCAAUAAAGAAAGCCUAAAUAGGGCUCUCUUUUUACAGGAAGUGUUUAUGGAAGGCUGUGCAAGUCACAUGCAGGGAGGUGUGACUAGGGUUCAUAAACAAAGGGAUUUAACUCCUGAAUGGCAGAGGAUUGAGCAGUGAGGCUACAGGGGCAUGUUCUAUACACCAAAACUGCUUCAUUAAGCUAAAGUUGUUCAGGUGACUAUAGUGUCCCUUUAAUGUGGUUGUUCUAAAGUCUAUAUCCUGUCCCUGAAUGCUUUUUCCUGUAACUGAGAGAUAAUUGAGUUAUUCAGUUUUGACUCUAUCUCCCAGACACAGGGACUCCAGGGAGGGGCUUGUGUAUAUUUUGAUUAAAUCCACCCAACCUUUGGAAGAACUGGAGUGGAUAGGCUUUCCCUGGGGUCCAGUCUGACUGCUGUCUGCUCCCUCUCAGGCACUGUUUGGUGAGCUGUGGGCCUGAGUGACAUCCUUACCCGGCUCCUGGCAUAACAACAAAGCACGUGAGGGAGCAGAGCAGGGAGAUUAGUCUCUUGCCUCCCUCAGCUCUCCAUGAGCUGGCUGCCCGCCUUCAUCCCUCCCUUCCUCAGCAAUACAUAAGCCGGCCGCUCUAUCAGCUGCUUGCCUGCCUUUGCUCUCAGGCAGCCAGUCACCUCGGGGGCUGAACAGGUUUACAAAUCCCAGGCGCCAGAAAAAAUAUCCUGGUCGCCAGGGUGACCGCACCCUGGUGUAUAAUUUGGAGAAAACAGAUUAGACUGCUGGAAUGUUGCUGUCAUUGACUCCAAAGUUAGUUUGGUCCUUACAGUAGCUCUUAAUUUUAUCUGUAUAAAUAUAUGAAUUAAUAAUGCCUGCUUGUGUCUGUAUAUUCAUAUGAAUUACUUUCCAGUGCUGCAAGUAGGCCUUCAUGUAAACUUUAAUUAGGGGAAAAAUAGACUUAAAGAACAGUCUAAGGAUCAUAAACCACAUCCCUUUGCUUUGCCAGCCAUUCAAAUGGCAAAACAUCAUGAAACUUGUAGUUCGAAAAUAUUUUGGUAUCUCUAUCUUAAAUCUAUAUUUAGAUGGUUUUACUGGUAGUACUAAGAUAGUGCUAAUCCGUCGUCUUCUAAAUGAAAUCAGACAGUAGCAUCCGUUUUUAGCAUACUUCAGUAGUUGCUCACUAGGAUGUGAAUUAUCAAUUUAUAGACUUUUAACAUGCAAGGUACAGUCCUGUUAAUCUUUUUAAAUCCAAUGUUUAAUUUCUUUCUUGCAGAGCUUAUGCUCGUAUAGGAAAUUCUUACUUCAAGGAGGAGAAGUAUAAGGAAGCGAUUCACUUCUUCAACAAAUCAUUGGCUGAACACAGGACACCAGAUGUCCUUAAGAAAUGCCAGCAGGUAGAUAUGGACUGGAUGACAGACUUAUUUUAUUGUACGGUAAAUUAAUAACUUGUAAUUGAGCUCAUUGAAAAUGUUAUGAGGUAAAAUGUCCAUGCAAAAUCUUACCUUCAGGGACUAAACUAGUCCCUGCACCCUUCCGUGAGACCUGUAGUAUGUAUUAUUUCUGUCAGUGGAUGGCCAGAGAGAUGCCAAGACAUUAAAGGAACACUAGUCACCAGAUUAACUAAAUUUAUUGUAUUUGUUCUGGGGAGUUUAAUCAUUCACUUCAGGCUUUUUGCUGUAAACACUGUAUUUUCAGAGAAAAUUUAGUGUUUACGUUACAACCUAGGGAGACCUCCACUGGCUACUCCUCAUUUGGUUACUAGAUGUGCUUUCUGAGGCAGUGCUGCACACUGCCAUUGCAUCCACACUCUGCAUGGAGACACUGAACUUUCUUUAUAGAGAUGCAUUGAUUCAAUGCAUCUCUAUGAGGAGAUCCUGACUGGCAAGGGCUGUAUUUGGUGUGUACUGGUCCAUAAUCUACCUCCUUGACAAUUUCCGCUAUCCCAAUGCUAUUUUCUGAUGAUGUCAGCCAAGGAGGCAGAGCAUGCACCAACAGACUGGAAUAAAGGUAAGCUUUUACUAUAUUAAGUGGGGGCUAAAUGGUGUUUUUAAGACUAUGGGGUCAGGGAUACAUGUUUGUGUUCCUGAUCAUAUAGUGUGUUUUAACACGUUUCCCUUAACUUAAGACAUCUUAAAGGACCACUAUAGUGCCAGGAAAACAUACUCGUUUUCCUGGCACUAUAGUGCCCUGAGGGUGCCCCACCCUCAGGGUCCCCCUCCCGCCCGGCUCUGGAAGGGGGAAAGGGUUAAAAACUUACCUUUUUCCAGCGCUGGGCGGGGAGCUCUCCUCCUUCUCUCCUCCUCCUGGGCUGAAUGCGCACGCGCGGCAAGAGCUGCGCGCGCAUUCAGCCCGUCGCAUAGGAAAGCAUUUACAAUGCUUUCCUAUGGACGCUUGCGUGCUCUCACUGUGAAAAUCACAGUGAGAAGCACGCAAGCGCCUCUAGUGGCUGUCAAUGAGACAGCCACUAGAGGAUUAGGGGGAAGGCUUAACCCAUUCAUAAUUAUAGCAGUUUCUCUGAAACUGCUAUGUUUAUAAAAAAAAAAAAAUGGGUUAACCCUAGCUGGACCAGGCACCCAGACAACUUCAUUAAGCUGAAGUGGUCUGGGUGCCUAGAGUGGUCCUUUAACUAUAUAUAUGCUGAUAUUUUACACUGCAUGUAAAGGGCAUGCUUAGAGCAUGAUGGCCUGAUCAAUUGACAGAAGAGAUAGAUGACUGGACAUAAAUUUGUUAUUUAUUUGUUGACAAGAGUUCAUGUUUGAUCCUGAAAGAUCUAGAAAAUCACUGGCAUAGGAGAACCAUAUGAUAAAUGACAGAUGUGAGAGAAUUUGGGAAAUAGCCUUUGUAGGGGUAGGCAAGAAAUUUGUUGUUGUUUUUUGUGUGUGUGUGUGUGUGUGUGUGGUUUUUUUUUUUUGUGGUCCAUAAACCUUGUAUCUUUAAAAGAAUGCUGGGAAACAUAACCUUCUUAUCUCAUUUAAGUUGCUAUGGUGCCUAGAGUUUCUGAGUACAGUAUUGCCUUAAAGAAUUAAAGUGUGUGUGUGUAUAUAUGAACGGUUUAACUCCAGAGUGUUCCAAACAGUGCCUGCCUUCUAGGUCUCUUGGUCUCCUCCUUCAACCUCUGCUUUAAUACAAAAGCCUUGGACUGGGUGCUAGGUGGAGACUGUCAGCUGAUGCGCUCCACCCAUCAGUGCCCUGCCAUUGAGAAAAAGGCAUUAGAAAGGUACAUACCAAAGAGUUCCAGAGAGGUUGUUAAAUUGGAAAACAUUUUAUUGGCUUUGUAAGGUGAUGUGUAUGAUAACAUAAAAUAUAUGAAAUUUGCUUGGGUGCAGAAUUGCCAUAAAUUAAAUUUGUCAUUGUUACACAUCAGGAGGCAGAACUCGUCUUCUCUAGAAAUUACACCAUUGAGUGAAACUCUGUAUAUCACUUUAUACAUUUUUUCAUGUGAUACUCCAUUAUUCUUUUAAAUAAUAAUUCAGUUUAGUCCAGGCACAAAAAGGCAAACAUGGAGGAAAAAAUAGAAACCUGGUUUCAUUUUUCUUCUCUCUAUGCAGACUGCCCGGUGGAAAGGCCAGAGCAUAUAAACAUAGUUGACAGGUAAUAUGAAGGCAAUAUUGGUAUAGAUUUGUUUAUUUUUGGUUUUCAUCUCACACAUUUAACCCCUUAAGGACCAAACUUCUGGAAUAAAAGGGGAUCAUGACAUGUCACACAUGUCAUGUGUCCAUAAGGGGUUAAAGAAACACUGUAGGGUCAGGAACACAAACCUGUAUUCCUAAUCCUAUAGUGUUAAAACGACUAUUUCGGUAACUUGCGCCCCCUUAGGAGGGGGGGGACAAACAUACCUUUUGGCCCCGAUCCGCCUUCUUGGUGACAUCAUCAGAAUCUACGAUUUUUAGCCAAUCCAAAGUUUUUGAAUCAAUGCAUCUAUAUGAGGAAAAUUCAGCGUCUCCAUGCAGAGUUUGGAGAUGCUGAACGGCAGUCUUGCCUACUGUGCAGCACUGCCCCAGGAAGCACCUCCAGUGGCCACAGGAGCUAUCCCUAGGGUGCAAUGUGAACAUGGCGUUUUGUCUGACAAGGCAAUGUUUACAUGAAAAUGCCUGAAGGGAAUGAUUAUACUGUCCAGAACAACUACAUUAAGUUGUAGUUAUGGUGGCUAUAGUGUUCCUUUUAAGUUAAAGCUCACGGGAAGUGACGUUUCCCCUUUAAAGCAGACCUGUCUGUUUCAGAGGUCUUUACAUAAGCUACGUAAUUUGUUGGCGCUAUAUAAAAAUAAUUUCACAAAGUCCCCAGAAAUAGGCAGGUCUGGUGAGUCCAUUAGCAGGGGAAAAGACUUCUGCUUACCUCAGGUUGAUGCAACAGUCUUAAUGCUGCAGGUCUCUUUGGCUUCUGGUGCUUAAAGAGCCAUGUCUGUAAUGUACUCAUGUGCAUCAUUAAGCGUACAUCAGAGGUCUCUGAAGGGUCCCACGACACCGCAGGAUCCUCUAUAGACCAAGCCAAAUAUGUCAUUUGUGGCAACUAUUGGGAUUAGACAAAAGUUAACAGAGGAGUUCCUCUUUUUGUCAAUGUCAGGCUUUUCCAUAAGACAAAGUAAUCCCUACUUUGUUGUAUGAUCACUUUGGACUGCGUUGGAAUUUCAGUGACAUUCCAACGCAGUCUUAAUCAGUAUUUUAUAAAGAAUAUAUAUUUAUAAAAUACUGAAAUGUGACAAAUCUGCUUAAAAUGCUGCAAUAAAUUGCCAUUGCAAUACAAGCUAUGCCACAAUGAAAUCCAUCAAAGAAAAGUUAACUGCGCACUAUGAUAUAGUGAUUGUGUAACCACAAUAUCAAAUAAUUCAGAAUAGUCAUAUGCAGUGAUAAUAAAUGGAUAUAGAUCUCUACGUCUCUCCUUAGCUGUUGUUGGUUAAUCAAUUCAGCAGAGCCUGUUAAAAACUGUAUCUGUAAAACCAGUUAUACCAUUGUCAUGUCCUAGGCUGAGAAGAUUCUUAAGGAACAAGACCGUCUUGCAUAUAUUAACCCUGAGAUUGCACUAGAAGAGAAGAGCAAGGGGAAUGAAUACUUCCAGAAAGGUCAGACUCCAUUUGUGUUAGUGUAUUUGGGUACAUGUAUAAAAAGGGGAGAGAAAUUCUGUGUCUAAUAAGUUACCUGAACUUUAACGAAUAUUGACUUUAGUACAUCCCAAGCACUUUCUUAUGCUAAUAUAAAAUAGAGCAAACAAGGGGAGAGUGGAUAUCCUUGUCUCGUCCCAUUACAUAUUUGUACUUCUCCCAAUAGCCAUUGACCCUGGCUCCCACCUUUUUAAUCUGUAUACAGUAAUGUUAUUUAUUGUCAAAACUUUUCCCAGACUCCCAUCUUCUGGAGAUUGUCUUCUAAAACCCUAGUCUAUCCGAUCAGAAGUCCUUUUGUGCUUGUGUACCAUAUACUAAGUCACGGGUAUUGUCUCUGGUUUCCUUUCCUGGGACAAAACCCUACUAUCAGCGUGGAUUAGCAGAGAUAUUCGAUGUUGAAUACGCCUGGCCAAACGUUUUACAUCCACAUUUAACGAGAUUGGCCUAUAACUAGCGCAUAACUUUAGAUCUUUCCCCUCCUUGGACAGAAUAGUGAUAUGAGCAGUUUUGAAAUCAGGAUAGAAUUAAACUUCUUAUAGUUCCCUAAGAGGAAGCAGUCGAUACCUGGGGACCUACCCGUUUUUAGAGGUUUUAACUGCUCCGACAAGUCGCUCUUCAUGAAGAGGAGCCUUUGAAGCCUCCAUUGCUUCAUCUGAUAACCAUUUUCAAAUGUAUUUAGACAAAUAAGUCAUUACGACUGAGCAGUGGCUGCUCUGAUUGCAAAUUCGUGCUGAGUAAUCAGAUUGUAACUUUUUGGAUAUAGCAAUGGGAAAGGGAGUUUAUUACCGUCAGAUGUGGAAAUCUUAUGUAUUUUGGAUUUGUGGCCUCUACCCUUGUAGCAUAUGAGUGCCCUGCCCCCUCUAUUUGCGUGCAUAUAAAACCCUUGGCGUGUCUUUCCUAUACUUUGGCUUACCACCUUCCCUUCUAGAAAAAGAAUCUUAGUGGUUUUAUAAACUACUACAAAUAUUUGUUUUCCCCUCACAUAAAAACUGGACUAGUGCCCCUAUGGAUGAGCCUCCAUUGGGUAUUGAGGGAUUUCUGGAAAAACAUGAUAUGCUCUGCUUAAUGGGAGUCCAAAGAUUUGUUUAAUUUCAAUACACUCUAGUUUCUUUGUAUUUAGUGUGAGUAUACUUAAACCCGUCUCUCCCAUUAGGUGAUUACCCUCAAGCUAUGAAACAUUACUCAGAGGCUAUAAAGAGGAACCCCAAAGAUGCCAAACUGUACAGCAACAGAGCUGCGUGUUACACCAAGCUGCUGGAGUUCCAACUGGCACUUAAGGUGAGUGGUUCCAAAACAACACAAAGCCAGACGCUACUGGUAUUGUGGCAGAUCCAAUAUGCCAUCCAUUUUUUAUGGAAAGGAAUAGGAAGUUUCCAUUAUAACCGCCUAUCACAUGACAUAUCACUGGAAAGCCCAGGAUGUCCUCUUUACAAUACAACAUGGAUUGGAUUGAUAGAGGAGCUCAAAAGAAUAAAAAGAGAUGUGAACGAAAUGUCCAGUACAAAGGGCACAAGUUAAUGGACUGGGUCUCAUGAGGAGAUAUAUAUUUUAUCUUUGUAUCUCAAUGAUUUUCAUGUUAGAUGAGCCAUCAGUCAACCAAUGUGUAGCCACUGUCUAUGGACACCCCAGACAGUGACACUUUAAUUUCAGUAAUUGGAUUUCUAUCUUUACUCGUAGUGUAAGGCAACACAUAUUUGCACGCUCUACAGGCUUAAAGGGACACUAUAGUCACCGGAACAACUUCAGCUUAAUGAGGUUGUUCAGGUGAGAACUAUAGCUCCCUGCAGCCUUUCUCAUGUAAACACUGUAUUUUCUGAGAAAAUACAGUGUUUACAUUGAAAGCUAGGAACACCUCCAGUUGCAGUCACUCAGAGUGAACCAGAGAGACUUCAGAGUUCAUGGAGGCAUAAUAUGCCUCCAUCCACUCAGAUCUGCUGUCAGCAAAGCACAGGGCAGCACGGUGCACAGCAUCCUGUGAUUCAGUGUCUCCUCCCUCUGCUUGCAGACACGGAACUUUCCUCAUAGAGAUUCAUUGAUUCAAUUCAUCUCUAUGAAGUGAUGCUGAUUGGCCAGGGCUGUGUUUGAAUCAUGCUGGCUCUGCCCCUGAUCUGCCUCUUUGUCAGUCUCAGCCAAUCCUAUGGAGAAGCACUGUGAUUGGAUCAGGCUAACACAUGUCAACAGACUGCUUGUUUUUCUGAGUCUAACAGCAUGCAGAUUUACAGCUUCAGGCUUGAAUACAGUAAGAUUUUUACUAUAUUGAGGGGCCCAGGGGGGCCAGAUGGUGGUACAUGUUUGUGUUCCUGACCCUGAUAGUGAUCCUUUAAUAAAGUCCAAUAGUUGAGACACAUGCCCAAAAAUUUAGUUGUUGGAGUACGUUUAUAAAUGCUUACUACAUACUUUGACAUUUUUUCUUAAUUUAGUUUGGUUUGUAUGUAUGCUUAAGUGUUCACUGGUUUUAAAAAAAUAAUAAUUUUACAAUUGUCUAGUAAUGUAUGUCCCUUUAAUUGAUCUUCUCUAGGACUGUGAAGAAUGCAUUCGAUUGGAACCCGCAUUCAGUAAGUGUUAAAGGAAUACAAAUGUGUUUUUAAAGUGCAUGGUCAUGGUUGUCGUUUAUUUAAAAAAAAAUAUAUAUAUAUUUUUUUUGCAUAGUAAGCUUGUUUUCUAAAAUCUGGCUAUGCAUUUAAAAGGUUCAAGAAUGUCCCACAAAUAAGCCUGUUAACGAACGAUAGCUUUGUCCCUUAUUAAAUCAUUACUCCAACCACCAUGAUUAUUUCAAUGAUAUGAAGUGGUCACUGUGGUUAGAAAUAUUUGCACUUGUGUGCUGGGGACAAGUUGCACCCGUAGCACACGAGACUUAGGCAGCCCAAAACUCUGUUCAGGGAUGCAAAUGGUCAACUGUGCAAAUAAUUAUGUCUGAUUUCAGUGUGCACUGCAUGUUUACAACACAUCGAAAUCUUCUGAAAGCUCUGGGCAGUUGCUGCCUUUCUUCCCUUCCCCCUAUUUUACAAAAAGAGCAGACUUCCCUCAUAAAGCACUUUAGCAAGCGGAAGUGCUUUAGGGGGGUCUGGAGUUUAGGAAAAUAAUACAUAAGAUGGUGCCACAGAAGUCUGGGAACCAUUUGGGAUAUUUAAAUGUAAUGUAACUGUUUUGCAACAGUAGAGAACCCAAAUCACUCUGGAUCUUACCUCUCUGAUUGGCCUCCUCAACUGCAUUUUGAUGGACUCCAGUGUAGCAGUGGAUGGUUCCCAUAGAAAUGUUGGGGCUAUCAUUGUCCCAAACCUUUGCUAUAUCAAAAGGCUUUUUAUCAUGGAAGGACUAUGUAUAUUUUCCUGACUCCAGACGUAAAUCAUGUCUAUGUGAGGUAUGCCCAAAAUCUGGACAAAUUUAUUGUACCCACCUUGAGUUUUUCAUUUAUGCUUUUGCCUUUUUUUUUCUGGUUUGCUUCUAGUUGCAAUAAUUGUACUAAUAGAAUUACAUGCAGUAUUAAUGAAAAUAGUUUCAAUUAAGUUUCUUUCUGCAGACUUGUACAACAGGUUUAUAAAUACAAUCUUGUUUCUGUACAUGCAUCCCUAGCCACAGCUCUCCUGCUCUGUAAAUUAAACUUUAGUCAAACACAGGAGGCUCCUGCAGUGCCUAGCAGGCGAUUAACAUAGCCAAAGAUAAGCAAUUCUAAAUUAAACAGACUGCAAUAAAGAUUUACAUUUUUAAACAUUAGAUCUCACGUUACAGGAAGUGUUUAGGAAGGCUGUGUAAGGUACAUGCAGAGAGGUGAGACUAGGGCUGUUUAAACAAAGUGAUUUAACGCCUAAAUGGCAGAGAAUUUACUACAGGGGCAUGAUCUGAACACCAAAACUGCUUCAUUAUGCUAAAGUUUGUUUUGGUGCCUAUAGAAUCCUUUUAAGUGAUGUAUCAUUAUUUUGACAAACCUUUCAUACAUAUCUGGUUUAUUUUGCCUUGCAGUAAAAGGUUAUACACGAAAGGCAGCAGCACUGGAGGCCAUGAAAGAUUUCACCAAGGCCAUGGAUGCCUACCAAAAAGCCUUGGAUCUGGACUCCAACUGCAAGGUACAGCACUACUCUAUCUUAUAAUUAUUAAAAAGGUGCUUCUUUAGAAAGGUGGAACUUCUUUCUAAUGACAACGUUACGGUGCCUGGAGUGGUCAUUUAUUAACAUAACGCACUGAAAAUCAUAAAUGUUAGGUGAAAAUCAGAAGUCUGUCCCACACUCUUCACAAGGAGAUUGUCCCCAUUUGAACCCAGCUCAGAAGGCAGUACUGGCACUAAUGUAUUGGGGAUCAGAGAGUGUGUAGCUUCCCAGGUGGGGAUGCCUACUCCUCUGCAAGUGUCCCACAAGAGUAUUGGGUAAAGCUCUGUAAUUAUACAUUUUACACCCCUAGGGUUGGCUCAAAGGAAUACCCUCUUGCAGCAAAUCUGCUGAACGAGUUGCAUAAAAUGACCAGAGGAGAAGAGCUUAACAAACAAAAGGCUAGGUCCAAUAGACUCUAAAAAAGAUUCUGUAAAUCAUUUGUAGAAGCAAGUGUGAGAGGUUGAUAAGCACUCUGAAUACAAGGCUAUAUUGUAAUAUUAAACUAUUGCAUCCCUUCGGCCGGGUCUCAGUGGAGCAUGAGGUAAGAGUCCAGGAGGAACCUGCUACCUCGAUUUCCAGGAGAUUCUUUGAAGGUACUCUAGUAGGCUAAGUUGUGGUGCUGACUGUCCAAAGAGGGGAAUGAUCUGGAGACUUCAAUUAACACUGUUAAUAGAAAGAAGAAGGGAUCAGCCUGCCUUACCUGCCAUGUAAUUAAUUAUAAUGAUCUCUGCUCUAAUUAGAUUCUUCGUAGAUACAUUUUGGUAUAUAGUAUGUUGCAAUAGAAGAAUUGGUUACCAAGCUUAUGCCAUGUGUAUAAUUUGGGUUCCUGUCAAAAAGAACUACUGCUUUAGAAGAUCUUUUUAAAAUGGCACAAUAACUGUUUUGUGUCUUAGGUUAAUUUUCUUCACCAGCUUGGAUUCUAGUAAGAAAUAUUCUGUAUGCUUGGCUAUCAUAAAUAUACAGCGUAAUUUGUGAUUUGUGUCUGCAGGAGGCAACAGAGGGUUACCAGAGGUGUGUGAUGUCACAGUAUCAUCGAAAUGACAGUCCGGAGGAUGUGAAGCGCAGAGCCAUGUCAGACCCUGAAGUGCAGCAGAUAAUGAAUGAUCCAGCCAUGAGACUUAUACUAGAGCAGAUGCAAAAAGACCCACAGGCCCUUAGCGAGUGAGUAUCUAUAUCUAUAAUAAUAUUGUUUGUGAAACUGUGUUCUGCUAAGUCUUUACAUUCUUUAUAUAUUUAUUCAGAUGGUUUGUAAUUCUACAGCAAUCUUAUAUUUCCACUCAGUUUGUUUAAUUCUGUAACCAACAGGAUAUUCUCAUGCAUGUCUCCGAUAAAAUCAGUGAUCCACAGAUUGUAUAGACAUCCUGCCCUAUAGCAGGUCUGAUGCAUGUCUGCAUUUUAUGUUGAUUGAGUAAAAUACAAAUAAGGUGAUACAUUACAACAGACUUCAACAGGAUGUCCCAGAAAUGUUCAUGCUCAGUUUGCAUCUAUGGAUAAGAUUAUUUUUUAUAUAGAGCCAGCAAAUUCUGCAGCGCUUUAGAAUAGGUGGCAGGGGAGGGCUGGCAGCCUUGGGUCUGGGGGGUCAAAUCCAGUUAAGUGACCCAUUGCAUCAAGAGGAGAGUAAAAACACUUUUUUUUUUGUUUGUUUGUUUGUUUUUUUUGUUUAGUUUUUUUUAUAUUUUUUAGAUAGAUCAAUCGAUCUAUCUCUAGGCAAAUUAGAUGGAAUUUUCUUAAAGGACCACUCUAGGCAACCAGACCACUUCAGGUUAAUGAAGUGGUCUGGGUGCCAGGUCCCUCUAGGAUUAACCCUUUUUUAAAUUUUUUUUUUAUAAACAUAGCAGUUUCUUACAAACUGCUAUGUUUAUAAAUGGGUUAAUCCAGCCUUUAGUGGCUGUCUCAUUGACAGCCGCUAGAGGCGUUUGCGUGCUUCUCACUGUGAAUCACAGUGAGAAGAUGCCAGCGUCCAUAGGAAAGCAUUAUGAAUGGAGAGGAGGAGGAGAGCUCCCCGCCCGGCGCUGGAAAAAAGGUAAGUUUAACCCCUUUCCUCUCCCCAGAGCCUGGCGGGAGGGGGUCCCUGAGGGUGGGGGCACCCUCGGGGCACUAUAGUGCCAGGAAAACAAGUAUGUUUUCCUGGCACUAUAGUGGUCCUUUAAUGUUUUGUUGUUUUUAACAACCGUUGCAGGAGAGGAAUCUGUUGGGAGCUAUUAUCGGUUUAAUUGUGUUUUUGUUUUUCAUUUUUUCAUUCUCUAUUUAUUGUUCGGCAUUUGGGAAAAAGAUGCCAGUGGGGUAAUUGUAUUAAUUAUCGAUACCCAUAUCAAUCGGAAUGCUUGGGCAAUUGCAUUGUGUUCUGUACUUUUAAUCUUUUAGUUAUUUACACUACUCCUGUACUUUUUUAAUAAAGAAAAUCUUUAUUAAGUAUUUCAAUAUUUUUUUUUUUAUUGAUUUUCAAGAAAAAGAUACAAGAAAAAUAAAUACAUAGAUAAAUAAGAUAAAUACACCAUAACUUCAAAGUAUCAGGGUUGUCAGGGAGACAUGCAGGUCUCUAAUUACAUUUGUUCAGAUCACACAGGGUCUAAAUAUAAAAUAAAUCCUACAAAAAUGCAAUAAUUAUUUACGUAUUUCAAAAUUAAACUCAACAUUCACCAAUCUCUACUCCCAGCUGGAGGCUACGUAUCCCCCACUCUCCCAGAACACUAAAUGUGAAUGUAAUCUAUACCUUUUAUCCACUGGGGUAUAGUUAAAGCUAAAAACAUCCUUCUUAAAUGAGUAGAGUCAGUUUAUCCUGGGAUCUUCUCGUAUAAUCUUCAUUCACCUUGGUUUUGUCUUCGAUUUAAUAUCGUAAAACCUCGCCCUCUUUAACAUUGCAUAUCUCAUUGAGUUAGAUCAUAUAUCUAUACUUAGUUGUAGGUCACGAACAAUAGUUCCAUUACUACUGCAUAUCAACUCUCCUUUCUUAACAGUUCAUUACCCAUGGGUCUCCCUACAUCCUGUCCCUAUUAAUUUGGAUCUAUCCUCUUUUAACACAUGUGCUCAGGGUGUUGUAUUGUCUUUCCCUUAAAUAGGUAGUUUUAUGGUAUAGAAAUAAGAAAAUAUACAAAUAUAUCUUUAUUAAUAUAAGGCAAAUAUCUGAGUGUUUUGAACCUUCUUGUAUCACUAAAGAAGUUAUAUUUCAUAUAAAUAUGAAUUGAGUUAUAUUUUCUUUAUUUUACAGACACUUAAAGAAUCCAGUUAUUGCCCAGAAAAUACAAAAGCUGAUGGAUAUUGGUUUAAUUGCAAUCCGGUGAUGAAUCAGACAUUUUCUGUUUAAAUAAAGCGUUGAUCUCCCAUCUUGUACCUGGCGUCCCUUUUCAUGCUGAUCCCUCCCCUCUCGCAAUGCCUGGUUGGGGAGGGUGCCAAGAACUGUUUGGAAGGAAGCUUCCCACUCCUCUGUGGAUACAAGAAAUGUUGAGGAGGGAGAGGUUAAAGCUCUCUUCUUUCACACUCCUUCUUUCCAUCUCUCUUGAGUUUCUCGAUCUGUAAGAAUGUUAAUAAAGCGCACGCAAUAAUGGAGCUGUUUGCGUGCCACGUUUUUAUUAGGUUAAAGGGUAUGUUGAGUUAGGGGUGAGAAAUUUUUGUUUAUUCACAGAGCAGAGAAUAAAAAUUCCAGGCUUAUUUAAAGUGAAAAUAAACAAAUAUAUUGCAUUACAAACUAAGAGGAAAGCCUUUUGUAUUUAAUUUGUUUGUUCUGUAAUGUCUCCCUGCUGGCUUAUGUGUCUAAGAGAAGCACGUAGGGAAGUGUUCACAGUGUGGUUAAACUUGAAGUUAGAUUUAAUGCCUGUUUUGCAAUGUAAUUGUUCAAAUAAAAAAAAUGAAUUCAUCUGACAAUCAAAGAUGUCACUUAAGGACUCUUGGCAACUACGAAAAGAAUUCCUGUUUACACUAACCUAUAACCCAGCUCCAAUCUAAAGAUUUCUAUUUGAUUUUACAUAGAGUGCACUCCUUUUAGGCCUUGAAUUAAAAAAGGAUGGGAGGGUUAGAAAACAGUGAUUGGGCCUGUCUGAGAGUUUUUUACUUUGUUUAAAAAUGUCAUAACUAGAUGCUACAUUUUCUGCAGAAUAAUUUACCCCCUCACACUGUCUCUUGAA
Messenger RNA from Pelobates cultripes (western spadefoot toad), 23826 nucleotides. Lineage: Eukaryota; Metazoa; Chordata; Amphibia; Anura; Pelobatidae. The record is from the annotation of a GenBank genome assembly.